AUCAACAUAAGACAGUUAAUAAAAUUUAAUCAGUCCCAGUUUAGAUAUUUCGGACACACAGAGAAGAACAGAAUUUCGAAAAACACUUGUAGUCUACAUAGUCGCAACAUAAGGGGUCCCUAUGUUGCGACUAGGCUAUUGUAGUCGCAGGUUAAUUCACUAGGUUUCACUGGCAGACUAGUUUGAUAGUCAACAGAUAAAAGAAGACAAUAAUUUAAAAUCAAUUUGAUAUACUGACGACAGCUUUAAUAACUGAAACUGCACCUAAGUGCUACGAAGAACCUACUAUUAUUAAAAUGCCUCUACUAAGACGUCUUUUUGGAGGGGUAGAAACUUUUUUAAAAGAACACCCUUGGAUGGUAUUACUGGGUUAUAAAACUCGUUCUGGGAGAUUCAAGUGGUCCUGUGGAGGCACACUAAUUAGUCAAAGAUAUGUAUUGACAGCGGCGCAUUGUGUAACAGGCGAGAUUGAACAUGUGGUUGGAAAACUUACAUAUGUCAAAUUGGGUUCGCACGACAGAACUAAAGAAAUAAGUUGCGAUAUAACUGGAGCUUGUAAUCAAAAGACUGUCAUAACAGGAAUUGAAAGUUUGUCGUUCCAUGAAAAUUAUAAUGCAAAUGAUAAAACUAGUGGUAAUGACAUAGCAGUUAUAAGGCUUAAUCAAACAGUUGAAUAUUCAACCUAUAUUAGACCUAUAUGUCUUCCUGAACCAUAUGAAGAAUCACAUACUGACGAUCCACUUACAACGGUUGGUUGGGGUCUAACAGAAGAUGGCACCUAUUCCAAAGUCAAACUCAAAAUUGAGCUACCUUUACGCACGAGGGACUAUUGCAUGGAUGCCUUUAAAGAAGUAAAACUUAAUCUUAGUGACUCCCAAAUAUGCGCUGGAGGUGAAUAUGAUAGAGACACUUGUCAAGGUGAUAGUGGAGGUCCUUUGCUUUCGCUAACGGAGAGUCAUAAGCAGUGGUACCAAGAAGGCAUCAUCUCUAUUGGAAAUGCCGAUUGUGGUAUAGAAGGAUUGCCUGGAGUAUAUACAAAAGUUUCAAGUUUCUUAUCAUGGAUUCACAGUCAUGUUAAGGAAUAGUGAUAAUAAAAUAUACAAAACAACAUUUUGAGUUGUUUAAACUGA
This is a messenger RNA of Diabrotica virgifera virgifera (western corn rootworm), 1130 nucleotides long. RefSeq names its product serine protease 7-like. Bases 297 to 1085 code for a protein of 262 amino acids. NCBI's taxonomy places the organism in Eukaryota, Metazoa, Arthropoda, Insecta, Coleoptera, Chrysomelidae. Gene Ontology annotation, molecular function: serine-type endopeptidase activity. Gene Ontology annotation, biological process: proteolysis. The transcript is spliced from 6 exons. The record is from RefSeq and is a predicted model, not a curated record.